Molecule: messenger RNA, 870 nt
Organism: Anisakis simplex (herring worm)
Lineage: Eukaryota; Metazoa; Nematoda; Chromadorea; Rhabditida; Anisakidae
Source: the annotation of a GenBank genome assembly
AUGUCUCGGGCUUCCUCUCCGUCCCCGUUCACCCCACCAUCCUCUCCUUCGGCUUCGUGUCAAUGCAUUCCGAAUGUCUUAUCGUUUCACGGUCGUCCUCUAACGGGCACUCCAAGUGCCAAUUUCCUCGCAGAUACACUCGGCGUUUCACCACUUUAUCGACAGCAAGACAGAAGUCGGGGUCAUAGUCGAGCGCAUAGUCCAGCUCCGGGCGGUCACUCAGAACCCUUCUUAUAUCCACCCAGCCUAACACCUCACCUCAUCACCGAACAUCUCUCAGCUGUUUAUAAUACGCUUGGAACUCCAUUAUCGUUGGAAGAGAUCGGUCGUGCGAAUCGGAAGAGGCACGCUGAACGAGGUGGUCUUGUAGACGUGAAAGAGGGUGGACCUUUGGAACUCGAAGCUAUCGCCGCAGUACAUGAGCUGGCCAGUGAGGUCAGGUCGAUAUCAGUUUCUGAGAUGUUACCGCGUACUGCAGAUCUAAUUUUUGUCAAUGUUAAAACAGUUGAAGAGCGUCAGUGCUGGCAUAAAGAACAACUUCGAUUUCGAAGUGUCUCUGAGAGGCUAAUUGAAUUUUUUUCCAUAACAGAUCAACCAUUCACCCUCGAACUAACCAUGAAAGGAUGGCGGGUGGCGUCAAUACAAUGGGAUUCUAUGAAUGGCGAUUAUACAAAGGUUGAUUUGCAUACGAAAUACUACGAAAACGCUCGUGCUCUACUCGAGGUGAUCUCACCGGCUCAUGCGCAAUAUUUUAACACUUGUCUCAGCGAGAAAUUGUCACAACUCGGCCAGAAUCAGGAGGAGGAUAUCAGUGGGGGUACAAAUUCACCGCGUGACGACGAAGGCCUUGUGUUUAAUUUUGGUUCUUAA